Molecule: messenger RNA, 5359 nt
Organism: Sphaeramia orbicularis (orbiculate cardinalfish)
Lineage: Eukaryota; Metazoa; Chordata; Actinopteri; Kurtiformes; Apogonidae
Product: protocadherin gamma-C5-like
Exons: 5
Coding region: 452-3412 (986 amino acids)
Biological process (GO): homophilic cell-cell adhesion
Cellular component (GO): plasma membrane
Molecular function (GO): calcium ion binding
Source: RefSeq, a predicted model, not a curated record
CUGAACAUCUAUUUUUUCUGCUGUGUGAAAACACACUUCCACUGUCACAGCACAGUCUCUGUGUUCUGUUCUGUGAGAAAAGGCUGAGACUUGUCCGUCAGUGGAGGAGGCGUCACAAAAAAGUUUUCACCCUGUGUCUGUGUGUGGCAGAGGAAGCUCAGCCCAGUUUUCCAGUGUGAGGGAAGGCCUCUGUGGCCUGUCCCCGCCCAUGAGGGGAGUGAGGCGCCGGAGACAGGGGAGAGUUUCAGAGGGACAAAUACUUUGAUUUGCGUGCUUUUUUUUUCUCCAAAAGCGGCCGUCAUGAUUACUUCAAAACCCCCCAAAGCUGUUUGUUUAAACGGGAAUGUUUACUACCGAAGCUGGUAGCACCCCUAUAACGUGAAUAUGGAUCUGUUGCGGUGAAAGAAGAAGAUUAAAACUUUUCCAUUCUCCGAUCUGGGAGCGCAGCACAAUGGACUCCAGACAGAGGAAGCGCUCUGGAGGACAGAGGCAGCUGCUGAGGCUCUGCCUCUCUCUGGCUUUCCUCUGCUGCGCGUCCGCUCAGCUCAGCUAUUCCGUAUCAGAGGAACUCAAUCCGGGAUCUAUCGUUGGGAAUAUAGCGAAAGAUUUGGGUCUUACUACCGAGCGGAUUGUUCAGAGAAAUUUGCGGAUGGUUUCGGAGUCUUCAACACAGUAUUUUGAGGUAAAGCAAGCGACGGGCGAUUUAGUAAUUAAACAGAAAAUUGACAGGGAGCAACUGUGUGAAUUAAGCUCCACAUGUUCCCUCCACCUUCAAGUACUUUUGGAAAAUCCUUUAGACAUUCAACGCGUGGUGGUGGACAUUCUGGAUGUGAAUGACAAUGCACCGCACUUUACGACAAGAAACAUUUCUUUGGAAAUAUCCGAGGCGGCUGCCCCGGGCACGAGGUUCCGUUUGGAGAGCGCGCACGAUCCGGACGUGGGUACCAACUCUUUACGCACUUACCACCUUGCAGCAAAUGACUUAUUUAUUUUAAAUGUGGAAUCUAAAAGUGACGGAAGCAAGUUUCCAGAGCUCGUAGUGGAUAAACCUUUGGACAGAGAGACGCAGGCCUCCUUUCGCCUGUUGCUCACCGCUGUAGAUGGGGGCCAGCCGGAGAAAUCUGGCUCUACACUCUUGCUUAUUAAAAUUCUGGAUGUGAAUGACAAUGCGCCCGUCUUUGAUGAGCCAGUAAAGAAAGUAAAACUUUUAGAAAAUGUUGCAUUGGGCACUUUAGUAACUAAACUGAAUGCUUCUGACGCAGAUUCGGGCCAUAAUGGAGAGAUAUCCUUUCAUUUUAGUAAAUACACACAGGACCGUGUUCUUAAACUUUUCAGUGUGGAUUCUAAAAGUGGGGAAAUCCGUGUGAAAGGAGAUGUGGAUUAUGAGAAAGCCACUGCUUAUCACAUCACAGUACAGGCCAGAGAUGGCGGGUCUCCCGCUAUGGAAGGUUCCUGUAACGUCAUAGUGGACAUCAUGGAUGUAAACGACAACCCACCAGAGGUGACACUGACUAAACUGACCAGUCCCAUUGGAGAGGAUUCAGCCCCAGAGACUGUGAUAGCCCUCAUCAGUGCUCGGGACCUGGACUCUGGCAGGAAUGGAGAGGUUACAUUAAGUGUCCAGUCAGGUUUGCCAUUUAAGCUGAAUUCUGCCUUCGGUAUGCAUUACAGCCUCACUACUGCCAGAGUCCUGGACCGUGAGACCACCCCAGAGUACACAGUGGUCAUUAAGGCCACUGAUGCUGGUUCCCCUCCCCUGUCAUCACAAAUCACCUUUGUGGUUAAGCUUUCUGAUGUAAAUGACAACUCCCCUGUCUUCUCUCAGCCUUCAUACUCUGUGGACAUUCCAGAAAACAAUGCUCCCAGUGCCCCCAUCACUUCUGUUUCAGCCACUGACCCAGACCUAGGAGAAAAUGCUCACAUCUCUUAUUCCAUCCUUCCAAGCAUGGUUCAAGGCUCACCAAUCUCUUCUUAUGUCUACAUUAACCCUGAAAGUGGACACAUCUAUAGCAUGCGUUCUCUGGACCAUGAACAGCUGAAUGCUUUCCGUAUUGAGGUGCAGGCUCGGGAUGCUGGGGUGCCCCCACGGACAGCCAAUGUCACUGUGCAUGUGUUUGUGGUGGAUGUGAAUGAUAAUGCACCGAUGGUUGUACACCCCUCUUACCCAAAAGAAAAAGGCUUACAGCUCAGUGUGCCCCCAUCUGCUGGUCCAGGGUAUCUCAUAAAUAAACUUGUGGCUGUAGAUGCAGACAGUGGGCACAAUGCAUGGCUGUUUUACUCAAUUGCCCCUGGACCACACGUGGGCAUGUUUCGUAUUGGUGCCCACAGUGGUGAUCUGCGUACAGCCCAUAAGUGGGCUGAGGAGGAGGCAGGGUCAACUUAUGACAUUAUGAUCAUUAUCCAGGACAAUGGUGACCCUCCAAAGUCCUGUACUGUAAAUGUCACAGUAACUGUGGAUGAGAAGGCCCCACCCAACAAUGUUCCAGUUAACACCCGACACAAACCCUCUCUUCCCCGUACUGGAAUGCCAGAUAUCACUUUGUACCUCAUCAUCUCUCUAGCCUGUGUGUCAGGUGUGUCCUUUAUCACCUUUGUUGUCCUAAUGGUACGUUGUCUAAGGCAUCGUGGACCAGGGAUGGGCGGCUCUGACUGCUGCUGCUAUGGUCAACACAGAUCCAGCCGAUACCAUCAGAGACCCAGCAAGGACCUACACUUGCAACUAAAUACUGAUGGACCCAUCCGCUAUAUGGAGGUGGUUGGAGGCCCUCAAGAGCCUCACACACGCACCUACAGACCAUGUUAUUCCACCCUAUCCAGCAGAAGUGACUUUGUAUUUAUGAAGACGCCCAUGCUGAGUCAUAACAACACUCUCAACAUGACACUCAGCAGGAAGCACCUUAUGAACUCAGCCAGUGAGCAAAAGCCCCCCAACAAUGACUGGCGCUUCACACAGGGACAGAGACCCGGACCCAGUGGUCCCCACAUGCCAUACGGUACACACAUACGAUGGACGCCGAAGAGUGGGACAAGGGCAACCGGAGGACCUGAGGUUGCCAUGGGAACUGGCCCCUGGCCCCAGCCCCCUACUGAAGCUGAGCAGCUCCAGGCCCUGAUGGCUGCAGCGAACGAAGUGAGUGAGGCUACGGCCACUCUGGGACCCGGAACCAUGGGCCUGAGCACCCGCUACAGUCCCCAGUUCACCCUGCAGCAUGUGCCUGACUAUCGCCAGAACGUCUACAUCCCGGGCAGCACUGCCACCCUCACUUCCAACCCCCAGCAGCAGCAGGCCACAGCCCAGCAGGCCACCCAGCAGGCUCUACCCCCACCCCAAGCCACAGGCCAACCUGAGCCCCCAAAGGCUGCCCAGACCCCGGCCUCCAAGAAGAAGUCCACCAAGAAGGAGAAGAAGUAAAGCAGGAUAGAGAUGUGUCGAUAAGAUUGGCCCGGCCUGAUCUGAUAAGAAAUCCAACCCCCCAUAUCCCCCCAUUUGGUAUCUUACUGCUCUGCUGUUAAUCAUGCUGUCUAAAUACUGACAAGAAAUCACUUUUGACCACAUGGAGGAUGCUGAUGGUUCUUUGAAAGUUUGUCUUGAGGGCCUUGCGGAAUCAGAAUGUGCUGAAGGCUGGUGUUUCUAAGUCAUGCUGUGCUCAUAUAAUCUGUGUCGGUAGAUAUUUCUGGAUGGGUAUGGGGGGUUAUUGUGAUCUUCGUUUUUCGUUUUGGUCAAAUCCAGUGAACUUGGACAAAGAGAUUCAGUAUACGGAACCUUGCUGGGAUGACAAGGCUAUAUACACGGUGAUGUAUUCAGAGAUGAAAUGUUAAUGUUUUUCAUGUUGGAGUUAUCCUGCUCUUUCCAUGAUGUGGAAAGUUUGCUAUUGUAAAGUACACUAGUUGCCAUCCAUUAGAUUCUUAUAUAGGGUCAGCCUUACAGGAUCUUUAAGCAGCUCCUGCAGAUAUAAGGCUGUUGUUUGACAGGUAUUAAAAACUCUUCUGCAUGCUCUAUAAGGUUCAAACCACAUAUACUAGUUUAGUGUUGCAAACUAUGCAUUGCAAAAGCAAAGAGGGGGACAUCCUGAGUCUAUUCUCCUCCCACCAAUCGCAGGUCAAUAUAAUGCACAUGUAGCAUUUACUUGACACAAAAUGAAAAAUUACUUUUGUAAUCAUAGUUUAAAGGAUAAGAUUUUAAUCUCUUGAUAUUUUUAUGACCUGAGCAUGCACCUAGAGGAAAGGUUGGCAGAGGGUGUGGCAGCAUGGUGUUGUGUCAUGCUGUCCAUGCAGGUGGCACAGCAGCAGGGUCUGGCCUCUUUUCUGUUUUUUUAACAUCUCCAGAUGGGCACUGACAUUGUUCUGUUGCCUUGCAUCCUCUACCCUCCCCUCUCCACACCCAGCUCGUGUUCUCCCCUCACUCACUACCCCACGUUGAGAGCCAAACAAUGAAAAAUGCACUGUUCGUAUUCUGAAGAUGAGAUGAUGUAGGGGUAGUAAUCACUUCAUUCUUUAGGGAAACGCAUAGAUGUGGUAAACUUAAGUGCUUAGGAGUUUCUAGACACUUUGUAGGCUUCUAGGGCCACAAUGGAGUAUUCCCCUCACUACCCUGAAGUGCUGAAGAAAUGUCUUGAUGUGACACAUGUUUUGUUUUUUCUUUGGGAGACUCAAUAGCAUAGAGGAAAAUAUGAAGUCUUUACUUUGCCGUCCAUCUGUCUGUCAGGCCCCUGCCUCAAUUCAACUGCAUGAAAAAAGGCAGGUUGAAGGCUAGGUUAUAGAGGGAGUGGAGAGGGUGUAGUGAGUGGAACAUUGGUGGAGUUGACACCAGAAGAGUGGGAAAUGACCUUGGCUCCAACCACUGAAUGUACAGAGGAUCCACUGUUGACCCACUCACCUCCAAAACUUUGUCCAAUGCACUGACCCAGGUAAAGGUCAACAGAGCCAAGCACAGCUGUACCUGCAUAAGAUACCACUUGUGAAAGAUGAAGGUGUCAGAAGUUCAAUAUCUGUCCUCCAUUCAAAUCCAUGGAAAACCUCAUCCUGUGUCCCACUCACAUCUCCCCCUCCACACCCUGGUCUGCGAGGCUCUCCCCCACUGUAAAUAAACAACGUCCUGUUGAUGGUAUGAGCCAGUUGUUUGUAAAGUAGGGACCACGUCUAACAUUUUCAAAAUAAAAGUCCCUCUCCACAAGACGUGGCUUACUACUGGAAUGUGUUGCAUUUUGUUUUUCAAGAAAAAUGAGAAAACCACACACACAAAAAAAAAAAAUCUGUAAUGAAUUAAAAUCUGAGAUGUUCUUCAACAGUUUGUGUUGCAAUGUAGUAACUAAGCACCAUGAAAGCCAACUAACUCUUCAGUGUAAAUAAAUGAAUUAAA